Messenger RNA from Rhodotorula graminis WP1, 1788 nucleotides. RefSeq lists its product as uncharacterized. Gene Ontology annotation, molecular function: protein dimerization activity; DNA-binding transcription factor activity. The record is from RefSeq and is a predicted model, not a curated record. Gene Ontology annotation, cellular component: RNA polymerase II transcription regulator complex. Bases 276 to 1562 code for a protein of 428 amino acids. Lineage: Eukaryota; Fungi; Basidiomycota; Microbotryomycetes; Sporidiobolales; Sporidiobolaceae. Gene Ontology annotation, biological process: positive regulation of transcription by RNA polymerase II. The transcript has 2 exons.
CCGCUUCCCAGCGAACCCCCCCUCCCCCUCCGCCACCAGCAGCCAGCCCGCCCGGCGACCGCUAUCACCGCCAUCUUCCCCGCCCUCUCCGCCUUACCAGCUUGCGCCUGCACCGCUGCAAGAUCCGCGCGACCACCAGGCCAACUAGCACGACGUCGCCUCGUUGACUCGAAGCGUCCUCGCCCUCCCUCUCUCCUCCUCUUCGCUCAGCCGCACCACCACCGCCGCCGCUCCACCACCACCUCCCCUCCUUCUUGGGCACCCGCACCACCACCAUGGGCGCCGCACAAGACCUCCCGUUCGGCUUCUCGCCCCAGUCGGGCGAGUUCGAGGACCAGUUCGACCCGCUCAAGUUCGAGGACGACGAGUUUGCGCUCGGCGACGACGACCUCGACGAGUCGGGCUUCUUCGGCGACGACCACGACGGGUCGCUCGAGCCGUCGUCGGCCUCGGGCUCGCAGUUCGUCAAGAAGAAGCGCAACAACAACCGCAAGGGCCCGCAGAACGCCGACAAGCGUGCGACCCACAACGCCGUCGAGCGCAAGCGUCGCGAGAGCCUCAACACGCGCUUCAUCGACCUCGCCAAGGCGCUCCCGACGACCAAGCACAUCAAGCGCCCGUCCAAGGCCGUCAUCGUCAGCAAGGCGCUCGACUACGUCUACGACGCGUCGGCUCGCGAGCACGCGCUCACCAAGGAGAACAACGAGCUGCGCUGCGAGGUCGACCAGCUCCGCAUCCGCCUCGGCAUGCCCCCUCUGCCGCCUCCUGUCGGCCUCCCCGAGCACCGCGCCGCGACUCAGGCGACGCUCCGCAAGAACCUGCGCAACGAGUCGACCGUCCCGCCCGAGCCGUCGUCGUCGUCGUCGUCGGCGCCGACCGCCGUCCAGCAGCCGACGACCCCGCUCGACGAGUCGCCGGCGGGCUCGUCGUCGUCGUACCUCGGCGGCGCCGUCGCCGCCGUCCACCAGUCGGCGAGCCCGGCCUCGAUCGCGAGCGCGACGCCGAGCUCUGCCGCGUCGGCCCUGUUCGACGUGACGUCGCCCGAGCUCGCGUCGGCCGUCGCGUACCCUGCCUUCUUCUCGACGGCGCCCGUCGCGGCGGCCUCGUCGUCAUCGGAGCUCGGUGGCUCGCCGGCCGAGGCGCCCCUCGCGCUCGGCAGCGCGCCGUCGCCCGUCACGUCGGCGCCGUCGUUCUACCCGGUGCCGACGAGCCUGCCCUCGGCGUUCGCGCACCAGCAGCACGCGCAGGCGCAGGCGCAAGCGCAGGCGCAGGUGCACGCGGCGCACGCCUACUCGGCCGCGCUCGCGACGGGCAACCCUGCCCUGCUCGGCCAGUUCUACGCCAUGCAGCAGCAGCAGGCGCAGCAGCAGCAGCAGCAGCAGCAGCAGCAGCAGCCGUUCGGUGGGCCGGCGUACCUCAGCCCGCAGGUCCUCCUCGCGCUCCAGCAGCAGCAGGCGGCGCACGCGCACGCCCAGGCGCAGGCCCACUUUGCGCCCGACUGGAUGAGCCCGAUCGGCGCGUCGCCGCCGCAGUCGACGGGCAUGUUCGCCGCGUCGUUCUGAGUUCGUCGCUCGUCGCGGUCGUUCGUCGCCGUCGUCGUCGUCGGCCGGGUUCUCGUGUCCCUCGCCCUUUCUCUCAUCCUCGCCUCCCUUCCUUCUCUGUCGUAACGCUCCCCUUACCCUUAGCCUUUCCCCCAUGUGUCCCCCCAUCUUGUGCGCCCGCUUGCUCUCGACCCACUCGUGUUUCUCUUUGUGCAAAACACGGCGCUUGCGUCAUUUUCUUCCCUUC